Molecule: messenger RNA, 3941 nt
Organism: Amaranthus tricolor (Joseph's coat)
Lineage: Eukaryota; Viridiplantae; Streptophyta; Magnoliopsida; Caryophyllales; Amaranthaceae
Product: plant-specific TFIIB-related protein PTF2
Exons: 5
Coding region: 287-1936 (549 amino acids)
Biological process (GO): transcription preinitiation complex assembly; transcription by RNA polymerase III; DNA-templated transcription initiation
Cellular component (GO): transcription factor TFIIIB complex; transcription preinitiation complex; nucleus
Molecular function (GO): RNA polymerase III type 3 promoter sequence-specific DNA binding; RNA polymerase III general transcription initiation factor activity
Source: RefSeq, a predicted model, not a curated record
UUUCAGAACGGAAGCCGGAGGGAGUACUUUAUUAGCGGUCGCAGCUUCAAUGGCGUUAUUUUACUGGCGUUGUAACUCACGGCCUUGAUCCUUCAUCCUCAUACUUCUCUCCAUUUUUCUAACCUAAACCUUCAUCUUUCGAAACUCGUACGUCUUGCUGCAGACGCCAAGCUCAGACGCCAGCCACUGAGCCCGGUCAUCGACGGCCUGAAGCCCACGCCCCAGAGCCCUCCUAACCUACCGCCUAGACGCUGCCACCGCCAGCCACCAAAGCAAAUUAUUCACCAUGGCAGUCUGCAAAAGCUGUAAAUCCCCAGCAUUAGUCACCGAUGAUGUUACUGGUGAUACUGUCUGCUCAUCUUGUGGAGUCGUCCAAGAUUUUAACAAUUACCAGCACACUUUUGGUGGCGUUUCAGGCCCUGAAGGCACAUUUGUUCGGAUGGGUACUACCGGUGCAGGUACCAAUUACUCUUACAAAGAACGAAAACUUUACGAAUCCAAUCAAAUAAUUGAGGAUAUCACUUUUCGUUUAAGCUUCAGUGAUAUUCGAAUUCGGGAAGUCAGAACAAUGAUUGAUAAAGUCACUGAUGGCGAGUUUGGGUUAGGUGAUUGGUUUUCUGUUCUUGUUGGUGCUUGUUGUUAUAUUGUAAUGCGUCAAAUUAAUAAACCAUUGCCAUUAUCUGAGGUUGUUGCCGUUGUGGGAUGUGAAUUGUAUGAGAUGGGGAAAAUGUUGAGUAGGGUUGUUGGGCAUUUAGGGUUGGAGUUGAAGGAAUUUGAUUUGGUUAGUCUUUUGGAGAGAACGAUUCGAGGGUUUUCUGGGUUCAAAGAGAUUGAUAAGGAUAAGAUUGAUUUAAUGGUAAAGCAAGGGAAUUUUGUUAUACAAUGUGCUAUUAAGUGGUUUUUGACGACUGGGCGGAGGCCAGGGCCAAUUGUUGUGGCGGUGUUAGCUUUUAUCGGGUUGGUGAAUGAGAUUAGGGUUUGUAUUGAGGAUGUUGCUAAAGAGAUGAAUGUGGCAGUUAGGACAUGUAAAAUUAGGUAUAAGGAGCUUUUGGAGGCUAUGGUGGAGGUGGCUAGACGACUACCAUGGGGGAAUGAUGUUAAUGUUAAGAAUGUUGUGAAGAAUGCUCAUUUUGUGUUCAAGUAUAUGGAAAUGAAGUCAAUGGAGGAUUGGAAUUUUGAGAAAAAGAAUUUUGUUGAUAAGAGUGGUGGGUACGAUUUUGAUGGGAUUGUUCAGGAGUGUUUGAGUAAGGAAGUUGGAAGUGAAGGUAUUGAUAGUGGUGAUAGUGUAGCUGAAAAUAGUUUGAGGUGCAUUGAUGGAACACAAGAGAUGGAGAAUCUUCAGAUUUCUCAUGUAGAAUUAGCUGAAAUUUACUCAAAGUUUAAGGCCGAGUUUUCAAAUCGUAGACUACUAGAAUGUAAUGGAUCAGUUGACUAUGGUGUUGGCCUUGAUGGGUUAGAUGCUCUAGUUUUUGAUGAGUGGUGGAUUGGCCGAUCAGAAUUAUGCGAAAAACUUUUCAUGGAGCAGUUGUUGGAGAAAGAUGUUGGAUUGAAUGCACUUCCACCAUCCUACAUUCGUGGUUGUGUUGCUGUUGAAAGGAGGCGAGAAAAGAUACGAGCAGCUAAGAUACGCAUCAAUAACAUUAUGAAUCCCCCAACUCACAUUCACAGUGAUGCUAUUGUGCAUAAUGCUUUGAAUGCUCAAGCAUGUAACAAUGACAAUAUAAGCAUUACUGAGAAUGUUGGUAGGUGUAAGAAGAGGAAGAAAAAUCAUGAUAUUAAUAGUUGUAAAAAGAGGAAGAAAAACCAUAAUGGUAUUGACUGGGAAGAUUUUAUUAUUGAGACACUCUUAUUGCAUGGGGUAGAAGGGGAGGAAAUUGAGAAGGGCUAUUACAAGGCUCUAUUAGGCUUGUAUGUCUUUAAAUCUGAUCUCAUCUGAAAGGAUUGUAUAUAGAUUCAUUGAGGCACUUAGUCAUGCUUGGGGGAUACUAUUUUUGAGAAAAAGUGUUUAGCAACCUGAAAAUUUUCUAUGGUCCAAGGUGAACUUUCGGCUGUAUUACUGUAUUUAUAUAAGAAACUAUAUUUCAGUGUUUUACAUUCAUGUUUGUUAUUCCAGGUUUGCUUUCUGGAAACUUACUGUUUCAUUCAAUUUUUGUACUUUUUCAUCAUCAAAAUAACAUUGUUUUACCGUAGUUUACUGAAUUUUGUGUUAUGCCUUGUUCAUAUCCAAUGUCACAUAAUUCGCUAAUCUCCUCAUGAAUCGCGAAUCAGAAUAAGCUAAUUAAGGUCAGUUUUGGGCAAACUUGGGCGAAUCAUGAAUUUAAAAAACAAAUUAGCUAAUGAAUUAUGUUACACUGCUCAUAUCAGUCAGAUGUUCCUUUGGUCAACUUGCAGUUUUUGUACAUUUGUUUGAAUUACAGAUAGUGUGGGUUGUUGGAGGGAGGGGGGAGUCACUGAAACCGCUAGUUUACCACUUAACAGGGUAGAACAAGAUAUUCAUAUUUUCUUCACCAAGAGUCAGAACUAAAGAGAUGUCUGAAUCUGAUUUUGUUGGUUUCUUUGUUCACAUCACUCAUCGCAACAUCAACUUUAUUAUCAUCCUUAAGUGGCUCUUGCCUUGUUUGUAAGGUUUGAGGAGAUUUUGUUAAAGCAGAUGAAUAUUGUAGGAAAGCAUGCAAUACCCAUUAUACUUGCAAAUCAUAGAGAUGGAAACAUUCUAUUGCUGUUUGAUCUCAAAGAAAAACCCAAACAAAACCCUGAUAGCUGUGACAAUUUUGAUGCAAACAAAGGAUACAUGCUUCUUUCUGCAUUCUUCUUGAACUGGAUGUCACAAGACGCUGCAGUGGGAGUGAAUAUAAAUAUGCUUAUUAUGUUACAUGCUGAAAGAGAAUGCUGAAUACUCCUACUAAAUACUGAUGAAGACAUAAACGUUACUAGCAUGAAGAGGGGAUACUGAACUUCUAGUAUGGCACUUCUCUCUAUAGCCAACCAACUUGGUAUUCUUCCAAACAACCUGGGUAAAAUAUUGUCCACACUGCUUUUCAUCGUCGCUGUCUGCAAGAGUUGCUGUAAUUGUACCAUGGCUUCUCUGCCACCCAUGCGGCUACUGCAUUUUUAGCCAUCCUUCAUUUGCCUUGCCCCAGAAGAAAUUGUCAUCGAAUUUUCCCAUAGAAUGAACAAGUUUGCAGUCCUUUCGCCUCUACCUUGAUGAGUAAAUCCGGGCGUAUGCAGCAAGCAAGUUUUCCCACAUCAGAGUCUUUUUGUUGUCAAGCUAGUUGAUGAACUCAUAAGAGGUAUUCGUGCGUUCGCAUAUGUGCAAGGAUUAAAAACUGAGUUUAAUGUUUGCAAAGCUUUUGCCGUUGUUGGGUUCUUUGCUUGUAUAAUUUUAUGAAUUUCUUAGGUUAUAUAAUGUUUUAUGAAGUUUUUUUGAGGUGAGAUGAUGUUGUAUAAUUCUGAGAAACUACUUCAUAUUUAAGGCUCAAGACGUGGAUGAGCUGCUUGCGGUUGAGACUUUUAAAACCAAUUUUAGAGUUGAAACUAAAAAGAAAUGUAUGAAUUUCCUUCCGCUUCUUUUUGAUAGUUGAACGUCUCCCAAAAGGCUUUAACAUUAAAGAUAGUAAGAUACAAGUGUAGCUAUUAAAAAAAAAAACAAAUAAUAUACUCUUGUUUUUAUUGAAAUUCGGCUAAAGCAUAUCUCUAGUCUGGAUGGAGCUUAAGAUUAUAGACUAAAGAACAAAUUAACAAAAAUGGGAUGCAAACAAACGGGAAACCAAAAACAAAUCACCAGGUUUCUAUAGAUAUCCAGAUACCACCAACAAUGAACUAAACUAAAUUAAUCUCACAUCAUAGUUUAAAUUUUUCAAGAGUCUCCAUUUCAAAAAACACAGAUCCAUGACCAUUACCAAUAUCGAAAAAAGGGGAGAAAAAAAAAAAAGAAAAGAAAA